Molecule: messenger RNA, 2613 nt
Organism: Eurytemora carolleeae
Lineage: Eukaryota; Metazoa; Arthropoda; Copepoda; Calanoida; Temoridae
Product: gamma-aminobutyric acid receptor alpha-like
Exons: 27
Coding region: 1-1857 (618 amino acids)
Biological process (GO): nervous system process; regulation of membrane potential; monoatomic ion transmembrane transport
Cellular component (GO): synapse; membrane; neuron projection
Molecular function (GO): neurotransmitter receptor activity; extracellular ligand-gated monoatomic ion channel activity; GABA-A receptor activity
Source: RefSeq, a predicted model, not a curated record
AUGUUUAAAAUAUUUUGUUCAGUAAUCUUCAUCUGUAUUCUGGUUAUCCCUUACAGGCUGCAAACUGUGACCGGAAACCAAUCAAGUUUAAGGUUUCAACAAUCCAUGGGUCGGCAUAGAUCUUCAAAAAAUCUAGAAAAUACCGAGGAAGAUGAUGAAAGUUUGGUAGAUAAACAACUUGAUUUGGAACAAAAUGGCGGUGGAUUCGAACGAAGACGACGGGAUCUUGAACAAGAUAGUAUACGGGAAGAACUCAGCAGAAAUGUGACUGCAAUUCUAGAAGAUCUGUUAAAAAACUACGAUAAAACUGAACGCCCCUCUCAAAAUAACAGGCAGCCCACCCCUGUCAGGGUUAAUAUUUUGAUCCGAAGUAUGGGACCAAUUUCAGAAGCGGAAAUGUAUUAUUCAAUGGACUGCUACUUCCGCCAGUACUGGAGAGAUGAGAGGUUGGGAUUCAGAGGAUUAAAGCACAAUGCCAACCAACUUCAAAUUGAUCAGUUGAGUCUGAAUGUAAAGAUGCUGGAAAAGAUCUGGAAACCUGACACCUAUUUUCACAACGGGUUGGAUUCCUACCUACACACCAUUACCAGGCCCAAUAAGUUGCUUCGAAUUUCAGAGCAUGGAGAUAUUACGUACUCAAUGAGAUUAACUAUCAAAGCCAAGUGUCCAAUGUUACUGAGGAAUUUCCCCAUGGAUCAUCAGAGUUGUCCUUUAGUUCUUGGAUCAUUUGCCUAUACAGCAGAUGAAGUAGAAUACAAGUGGAAGAGUGGGGAUCCUGUUGGAUACGAAGGAGAACUUCAACUUUCUCAGUUUGACAUAACCAAGACAUUGUUCAGAAGUCUAAACUACACCAGAUCUGAAUCAAUUGGAACAUAUUCCGUACUGCAAGUAGUUUUCUUAUUACAGAGACAUACGGGAUACUUCCUUAUACAGGUGUAUGUACCGUGUACUCUAAUCGUUAUACUGAGCUGGGUUGGAUUCUGGUUAAAUAGAGAAGCUACCUCUGAUAGAGUUACUUUAGGAAUAACAGCUGUGUUGACCCUAUCAGCGAUUGCUCUGGACAGUAGAACUGAUCUUCCAAAGGUCCAUUAUGCUACUGCUCUGGACUGGUUUAUAAUCUGUAGUUUUGGCUACUGUAUGGCCACUCUAUUGGAAUUUGCUGGGGUUCACUACUUCACAAAGGUUGGAAGUGGAGAAGCUAUGUUUGCUGAUGAUGAUGAUGAAGUUGUAGUUGAAGAGGAACUAGUUGAUGACGAGGACUGGGAGGAUGGAGAGGACUGGGAUCAAGUUCCGCAUCAUUCACAAAGAUGGGCUUCUAACCCUGGCGGGACAUCAAGCUCCUCCAACUGUAUAACAACAUACAAUUCAUUGUACGGACUCAACGGUAGCACUAGUGAGAGUACUGCGAGUCUAGCAAACCAGUUCGGAAAUUAUAGAAAAACUGUCCAUUCAGGGAACUGUCAGAUGUCUGAAUAUAGAAAGCAGAAUGGAAGCAGGGGGCAUGAAAAUUCUGUCUGUAGGGAACACAGCAUUAUCGAAGAUGGUGGCUCUAGAGAAAGUAUAAAGUCCACUGUUAAAGCUGUUCAAACCCAGACAGAGAAAUCUAUUUCCUUACUCAGACAAUUUAUGUUCUGUCUUGCAGCUAAUAUAGAGUACAGAAGAGAAAGAGAAAAGUCCGCUGGAUCCAGGGCUGCAGGAACUAUUAAUUCUGUGUCAAAAAUAGAUAAUAUUGCCAGGAUACUAUUUCCGAUGACUUUCGUUCUAUAUAACGUGAUCUACUGGACUCACUAUUUCAAGGCCACAGAGCAGUUUAACUGGGGGGAUCACGCAGUCCGAGGAAACAUCAGAGAACCAUAAACUUACGCACUUUUAGUCAUAUUUUCACGCAUUUCAUAGAUUCGUAAAAAAUAGAAAAAGGGUAAAGUGAAAAUCAUAAAAUGUUAAAAAAGGUUUUGUAUUCAGACAUCUCUUUGUUAAAACAAUGCAAAAAAAAACAUUUUUAACGCGCAAUUUUGGUAUAAAGAUUCCUUGGCACAAAAAUUGGAAGUUUUAUGAUUUUAAAGAAUUAGAAAACACCAAACAAAUUUUAAAAAAUUGUGUCAUAUUUUUUUUCUUCGGAAUUCAGAUGAAAGAAUAAUGUGUUUGAUAAAAAUAAUUAAGGCUGAAUGCAAAGAAUUGCCGUGCGCGCGCUGAAACUGUAUUAUCAAAAUCAUAUUUUUUAACAUCAUCAAACAAAAUUUCUUAAAUGUCAUUUUUUGACUCCCACAGUUUUCCAAUUGUAUAUAUCACAGUUAAAUUUUAUUCAAACAACCUGAAAGUCUAAUCCUUUGAAGAUAUGCUUUUAAUCAUGACAAACAAUACUAUUUCAUAGGUAUCUUUAAAAAAUAAGGAUUUGAUUUUUUUUGUCAAAAUCCUUAAUAUCUACAGUGGUAACCAGUAAACUCUGGAAUGUUAAGACGACUUUUAGACUCAAGUUAUGACGUUAAAUAGUCCAAUGAGCAUGCGACAGCAAUAUUGCAGUGUAAGCAGAACCAUUGCACUUAAUAUUUGAGUUUAUAAAUGCCUUGCAAAACUUUUUAUUUAUAAAAUACUCUUAAGUCUUGCAAUGAAGUC